CUAUUCCCCACAAACAUGACCAACGAGGCUACUUCAUCCAAACAAAAACCAUCAUCAGCAAAACCGUUAGAAAUAACUGAAAAAGUGAGGGUACUCUGCUUGCAUGGCUAUCGCCAAAAUGGCGAAAGCUUUAGAAGUAAACUGGGAUCAUUUCGUAAACAUGUAAACAAAUACGCCGAAUUUGUUUUCAUCGAUGCACCCCACAAGGCCAAGCCAAUGGAAGAAGGUGCCGAACCCCAACCUGAUCAAUUAAGUUGGUGGUUUAACAAAGAUGACGGGUCAUUCAAGGGUACCAAUAAAAAUGGACCAGCCUUCGGCUUUCAGGAAAGCCUUAAACUUGUCGAGGAGGCAUGGAAGACACAGGGACCAUUUCAAGGGUUGUUGGGCUUUUCACAGGGUGCCUGUUUUGUUGGUUUGAUAUGUGGAUUGGCAAAGAAAAAAUUAACUUCAAUUAAGCCGGAAUUUGCCAUAAUGUCUUCAGGGUUCCUAUCUGGUAGUUUGGUACACAAAAGUGCCUACGAAGAAUCGGUCAUAAUACCCACUCUACAUAUCUAUGGUCUCUCCGAUGAAAUUAUACCCAAGGAAAUGAGCCAAGAACUGGCGAACCAUUUUAAAAAUGUCGAAGUAUUGGAACACAAUGGUGGUCAUUAUUUCCCCGCAACGUCACAACAAAAACAAACAUAUAUUAACUUUUUCCAAGAUCGUUUACAAGAGUAUUUGGAAAAUCUUGAAUUACAACAGACAUCAAACGCGGCAUUUGUCGAAGAAGAACAGCCACAGAAUAGUGAAGAGGUUUCCGAUUCAUUGGAAAGUGAUUAG
Molecule: messenger RNA, 819 nt
Organism: Musca vetustissima
Lineage: Eukaryota; Metazoa; Arthropoda; Insecta; Diptera; Muscidae
Product: esterase GA18864
Exons: 2
Coding region: 16-819 (267 amino acids)
Biological process (GO): response to retinoic acid
Cellular component (GO): nucleus; cytoplasm
Source: RefSeq, a predicted model, not a curated record